This is a messenger RNA of Arabidopsis arenosa, 1061 nucleotides long. NCBI's taxonomy places the organism in Eukaryota, Viridiplantae, Streptophyta, Magnoliopsida, Brassicales, Brassicaceae. The record is from the annotation of a GenBank genome assembly.
ACCCACAAUAUCUAAUUGUCCCUUCUCUUCUCUCUAUCACACUACUUCACACAUCAUGGCUCUCUCCAUUAGAACCUCCCUCUUCUUCUUCUUCACUACACUUGUUCUUCUCUCCACUCAAAUCCAUGCAAGAGACAGCUACUUCUUUGGAAAAUUCCAUAGAGAAUCCACCAAAGAUCAAAACCCUAACAGUUUCAUCCCCCUUGAGACUAGCGAGAAAACCACCGUAGAAGAAUCCGUCCCCAACAAGAAAGAGCAAGAACAAGAUCCUACCUUUGUCCCCGAGUCUGAAAACGGCUAUGGCUUGUAUGGUCACGAGACCACCUACAACAACAACAAAGAAGAGUUCAACAACAACAACAAGAACGAUGAAAAAGUCAACAGCAAGACUUUCUCCACUCCAAGCCUGAGCGAGACCGAGGAGUCUUUCAACAACUACGACGAAAAGUACCCGACGAAAACAGAGAGCUACGGCACUAACGGUUACAACAAUGAAGAGUUCAAUAACAACAACAACAAGUACGAUGCAAACUUCAAGGAAGAGUUCAACAACAACAAGUACGAUGAGAAUUACGCCAAGGAAGAGUUCAACAACAACAACAACUACAAGUACGAUGAAAACGUCAAGGAGGAGUCUUUCCCCGAGAACAAUGAAGACAACAAGAGAAACGUUUACAACUCUAACGCUUACGGGACAGAGCUAGAACGUGAAACACCGUACAAAGGUUACAGCCACAACUUGGAGAGACAAGGCAUGAGUGACACAAGGUUCAUGGAGAAAGGUAGUUACUACUACGACCUUUACAACGACAGAAACCACGGCCAUUACUACCGAAAGUCUCACAGCAAAAGCCCCGCUGGUUAUUAUUCUUCUCCCGCGACCGAGACUAACUACGACCAGCAAUCGUAUUCGUACGGAAACAACAACAACAACAAUGAGGAGAAUAGUUUUAAGGAUCCGUACAACUCUAAAUGGGAGAAGAACUUGAUGAACGAAAAGCCUGAAGAGUUUGUUGAGGAGCAAGGCACUAAUCAGUUCAAGCCUUGAUGAAGAUUGUUAU